GGUAAGACAGGCACUGUCAGUCAGAUCAUCAGUCACUCAGUCAGGGAGGACACUGCUCAGCCAGAAUCCGUUCUCAAAUUGAAAACGCUCAACCCGGAUUGGGAAUCAAACCGAAGACUCAACUACACUCAGGGGUAAUACGAACAGAGAUAGGAUGGCUACCACAGUGAGGGCAGCAGUCUGUCUGUGCCUCUGGCUUUUUGCCUGCCAGGUCAGAGGAUCCCACAUCCCAGCAGAGAUGAACAGGACCAUCUAUAGGCUGUUGCAGCACUAUAAAAUUUCAAACCAGGAAAGAUUUAAUGGAAAACCCGUAUUUCCUAGUGACCAGAACAAAAAAAUCGAGACCAAGUUGAUCUUCAUGGGUGGUGUUUUGGAGUCGUAUGAAAAGCUGCUUGGCCACAUGUUGAAACAACUGCCCACUCCGAGUCCCCAGAUCACCGGGAGCAACGCGCAACCUGGCUCGGCCAUCACCGCCGCCUCCAGCAGCACCAACAACUCAGGCUCGCUACCGGGCACAGAUGUUAGAUCAGAGCUGAAUUACAUCCUGAAGAAGGUCCAGGAGCUGAAGAAACACCGCUACCAUGAGCAGGAGAAACUUCUGCAGGGAUUGGAGACCCUCAGAGAUAUCAAGAUGAACGACCACAUCGUCCAGAGCAAAGCACUUUGGCAGCUGCCACAGCUGUACGAAGAGGCGAGCUCACUCCCCGAAAUCAAGAUCCAGAGGAGACGCAGACGGCGGAGGCAAACAAAGGCUAAAGGUCGCCCCAGAGUUUAAAAGGCGACCUAAAGGGCAUAAAGAGCAAUAACAGUAAAUAAAAAGGAUGCAGGAUGUUUAAAUUAUACAAGACCAAAAGAUUCUCAAACUGAAACCAGUGUGUCUAGUUGUUAGGAUUUUCUAUUCUAUUGAAAAUUUUCAUCUAUAUUUAUAUUUAAAUUAAGAGUGAACCAGCAGCCUAAGCCUUAUAAGAUCGUAGUCUUGGAAAAAUAUUUUUAUAUAAAGUUUGGUGUGUGAUACUUGAAACCAGCAUAAAAGUUUGAUCCUGUGGAAUAUUUUCACUGAAGGAUCCAGAGAUUAUACCUAAUUGUUUUCAACAUGGAGUUUCACCCAGUGGAAAUACUUGAUUUAAUGUUGUUUUUUCUCUGUUUUAAAAACUUCACAGUAUUAAAAACCCACAAAACAAAGAUAUGUUUAAUAGUGGUUAGAGUUUAUUUUUUACUGAAUAUUUUGUAAAUUUAGGACAUUUUUUUUCUUGUAUUUUUUUUUAAAGUUAAAAACCCCUGAAUUCUUUCUGAGUGAAACUCCCUCUUGUUGCACUGAGAUUGGACUGCAGUGGAGAAAUGGGCGGUUCCGGACUGACUGAUAAUUACUGAUAGGUAGUUUUCCAGAUUUAUCACAUUUUGAGCCUCGUGUUGAGGAAUUACAUUUAUGCAAAGUAAAUGUGUGAAAUCCCGUUUACGUGACAGAUUUAAUGACGUUUUCACGUGAUUGUAUUCUAUAAGUUGAUUUUUUGUCUCAAUGGGAACCCUGACCUAGCUUCUCCACUGCAGUGCCAAUGAGAGCUGAUGGUGAUGAUGUUUACAGUACAAAGUACUUCAGUGUACUACUAUUCCUCUGAACAGUCAGGUUCAGUACUGUAGUACUUUAAUUUCUUCUGUAGUACUAAAACCUUCAGGAUGUUUUUUUUAUUUUUACUGACAUAUUGUAGUUUUCUUUAUUUAUUUUGUAUUUAAGUUGUUGAUUGUUGAUUAUUUAUUAUUAAUUUAUUGAUUGGCAAAUGCACCUGAAUAAAACAGAAUGA
This is a messenger RNA of Oreochromis aureus, 1799 nucleotides long. RefSeq names its product interferon gamma 1 (gene ifng1). Gene Ontology annotation, molecular function: type II interferon receptor binding. Gene Ontology annotation, biological process: immune response. Bases 155 to 775 code for a protein of 206 amino acids. Gene Ontology annotation, cellular component: extracellular region. The record is from RefSeq and is a predicted model, not a curated record. The transcript has 4 exons. NCBI's taxonomy places the organism in Eukaryota, Metazoa, Chordata, Actinopteri, Cichliformes, Cichlidae.